This is a messenger RNA of Trichosurus vulpecula (common brushtail), 1404 nucleotides long. It is a transcript of the gene CNNM4, whose product is annotated as cyclin and CBS domain divalent metal cation transport mediator 4. The coding region runs from base 1 to 1404 and encodes 467 amino acids. The transcript has a single exon. Gene Ontology annotation, cellular component: plasma membrane. Lineage: Eukaryota; Metazoa; Chordata; Mammalia; Diprotodontia; Phalangeridae. Gene Ontology annotation, molecular function: sodium ion transmembrane transporter activity; magnesium ion transmembrane transporter activity. Gene Ontology annotation, biological process: magnesium ion transport; magnesium ion homeostasis. The record is from RefSeq and is a predicted model, not a curated record.
AUGGCGCCGGGCAGCGGGGGCGGGGGCCUGGGCCCGGGCCCGGCUGGAGGACGGGCCCGAGGGCGCCUCCUCCUGGCGGCGCUGGGACUGCUGCUAUGGGUCCGGGGUACCUGGGGCCAGGAAGAGCCCAAAAUCUUGGGCAUGAGGCUGAUAGGCUGCAACAAGACGUGCGGGACCAACGCCGAGGGCAUCCUCUUCGUCUCCGAGGGCAGCCAGGUGAGGCUGAGGUUGUAUGGCCUCAACCUGGACACCUUAAGCCAUAGCCACAUCACCUUCACUGAGCUGGAGACCAUGCAGGAAGUCCACCAAUCCAACUUCUGCGUCGGGGUCACCAAGGACCUGAGGGUCCGCCAGCUAGUCAACCUUAGCGAAGACAACUCAAACGCAUUGCUGAUCAUGGAAACCAAGUACCUAAGGAGGAGUGAGAAUUCUAGACUUUAUGGCCUGUGCACCUGGAGUGGAGGAAAAUGGAUAAGGUGGCCCGGGAAGGACUCCUUGGUCUUCCUCAUGGAGGAAGAGCAUCAGUUACUGCCCCUCUGGCUGCACAUUUUACUUAUCAUGGUGCUACUGGUGCUCUCUGGCAUCUUCUCUGGCCUCAAUCUAGGUCUCAUGGCCUUGGAUCCUAUGGAGCUAAGGAUCAUACAGAAUUGUGGCAAGGAGAAAGAGAGAAGGUAUGCCCGAAAAAUUGAGCCCAUUCGAAGGAAGGGGAACUACCUUCUCUGUUCCCUGCUUCUGGGCAAUGUGCUGGUCAACACUACCCUCACAAUCCUUCUGGAUAACCUACUUGGAUCCGGAGUGGUGGCUGUGGCCUCCUCCACUAUUGGUAUUGUCAUCUUUGGAGAGAUUGUACCACAGGCAAUAUGCUCUCGGCAUGGCCUGGCUGUGGGGGCCAGCACAAUCAAUGUCACUAAAUUGUUUAUGCUAAUUACCUUCCCCUUAAGUUUUCCCAUCAGCAAGGUUUUGGAUUAUGUUCUUGGUCAGGAGAUUGGCACAGUCUACAACAGGGAAAAGCUCAUGGAGAUGCUGAAGGUGACUGAGCCAUACAAUGAUCUGGUGAAGGAAGAACUCAAUAUGAUCCAGGGUGCCCUGGAACUAAGGACCAAAACGGUGGAGGAUAUCAUGACCCAGCUCCAUGACUGUUUCAUGAUCAGAAGUGAUGCUAUCCUGGACUUUAACACCAUGUCAGAGAUUAUGGAAAGUGGGUACACUCGCAUCCCAGUGUUUGAGGAUGAACAGUCCAAUAUUGUAGAUAUCCUCUAUGUCAAGGAUCUGGCCUUUGUGGACCCAGAUGAUUGCACUCCUCUGAAAACCAUCACCCGCUUCUACAACCAUCCAGUUCACUUUGUCUUCCAUGACACCAAACUGGAUGCCAUGUUAGAGGAGUUCAAGAAGGGUAAGGCGUAG